Populus euphratica (Euphrates poplar) is the source of this 636-nucleotide messenger RNA. Its product is annotated as 60S ribosomal protein L10-like. Gene Ontology annotation, molecular function: structural constituent of ribosome. The transcript has 3 exons. Gene Ontology annotation, cellular component: ribosome. Bases 16 to 567 code for a protein of 183 amino acids. Lineage: Eukaryota; Viridiplantae; Streptophyta; Magnoliopsida; Malpighiales; Salicaceae. Gene Ontology annotation, biological process: translation. The record is from RefSeq and is a predicted model, not a curated record.
GUUUACGAUGUUGGCAUGAAGAUGAAGGGAAUUGAUGAGUUCCCAUUCUGUGCGCACUUGGUGUCCUGGGAGAAGGAGAAUGUCUCCAGUGAGGCUCUUGAGGCAGCACGUAUUGCUUGCAACAAAUACAUGGCCAAGUUUGCUGGAAAGGAUGCUUUCCAUUUGAGAGUCAGGGUUCAUCCAUUCCAUGUCCUGCGUAUCAACAAGAUGCUUUCAUGUGGUGGAGCUGAUUGGCUCCAAACUGGCAUGCGGGGUGCUUUCGGUAAACCACAGGGAACUUGUGCUGGAGUUGUAAUUGGACAGGUUCUUCUGUCAGUUCGUUGCAAGUACAGCAACAGUCACCAUGCUCAGGAGGCUCUCCGCCGUGCAAAAUUCAAGUUCCCUGGUCGCCAAAAGAUCAUUGUCAGCAGGAUGUGGGGUUUUACCAUGUUUAAUCUCACUGAUUAUUUGAAGUCGAAGGCAGAGAACAAGAUUAUGCCAGAUGAUGUGAAUGCCAAGCUUCUUGGAUGCCAUGGACCCUUGGCCAACCGUCAACCUGGAAGAGCAUCCUUACCAGCUACUGCUUAGAUCUUUUCAUUCCUGGAAAUAACUUCGUUCAUCUCUUAGCCUCUGAGGAAUUUAUCCAUUACUCCUUUU